Messenger RNA from Colletotrichum karsti, 2073 nucleotides. RefSeq lists its product as uncharacterized. The record is from RefSeq and is a predicted model, not a curated record. Bases 1 to 2073 code for a protein of 690 amino acids. NCBI's taxonomy places the organism in Eukaryota, Fungi, Ascomycota, Sordariomycetes, Glomerellales, Glomerellaceae. Gene Ontology annotation, biological process: carbohydrate metabolic process. The transcript has a single exon.
AUGCCCGCAUUCCUCAGCAGCAACAUGCAGACGCGGCGCGCGCGCGUGCUGCUCGUCGCUUUCGGCAUCAUCGUCUUCCUCAUCUUCCUUCACAACUCACAACUCGGCGGCGCGGGAUACCUACCAUCAACAUCCGCAGGCCAACAGGCCGCCAGCGCCUCUCACAACGGCGCCGGACAGCCGCCGCAGCAGCAGCACGGAAGUCAAGACAAAGAUGCCGAUCUGCCGGUCGCACACGGCGAGCCGGAUGCCUCGGGCGACAGGCUCAAGGCGGACGCCGACGGCGAGGAUUCGUACCGCGACAAGGACGGCGAAUUGGCCAAGAAACCCGCAUCUGCAUCCGGGGCGACACCGGCACUGCCGACUCCAUCCUCCGGCAGGACGCCCCCGGAACCCCCGGCCAGCCCGCCUCCCGUCUCAUCGGAGCCGUGCCCCUCCUUUGAGAACUGGAUGCGCACCAGGCCCGGUCCUUUCUCCGAAGGCAAGCGCAAAUUCCCGCUCAACAGACCCCGGCCAGAAUGCCGCACCUUCACCACGCCCCCGAUGGAGAAUCUCAUCACUCGCAUGAAGACGGUCAUCAAGGAUCCGGAUCUGUACCGUCUGUUUGAGAACGCCUACCCGAUGACGCUGGACAGCAUGGUGAAAUGGCGCGGCUUUGCCAACGAGACGGAUAAGUCGACCGGCGAGACGAAGGUUACUGACAUGGAGCUCACGUAUGUCAUCACCGGUGACAUCGACGCGCUCUGGCUGCGCGACUCAGCCUCGCAGGUGUACUCUUAUUUGCCGUUGCUGGAAGCCUCGAAGGACAAGGACUCGCUCGCGAGUCUCUGGCGCGGGCUGAUCAACGCGCACUCGCGGUACAUCAUCAUCUCGCCCUACUGCCACGCCUUCCAGCCUCCGCCUGAAAGCGGCAUCCCUCCCACUCAUAACGGUGCAUACAUACACAACCACCCGAUGCCGGCAUACGACCCCGAGAAGGUCUUUGACUGCAAGUGGGAACUGGACUCACUCGCUAGCUUCUUGCAACUCUCUGUGGCGUACGCGGAGAAGACGAACGACUGGGAGUUCUUCGGAAAAUACGUAUGGAUCGACGCCGUCGAGGCAGCCGUGGACGCGGCCGGCGCCAUGCGUCUGGGGACCUACUCGAAGGAGGGCAAGGUGGAAAAGUCGGCCUGGACGUUUACCGGAUGGACGAACCGCGGAAGCGAGACUCUGACCAACGACGGCCUGGGCAACCCCAUCAAAGAGAACGGCAUGAUUCGCACGGCGUUCCGACCCUCCGACGACGCCUGCAUCUUCCAGUUCCUGGUGCCCGCCAACAUGAUGUGGGCCAAGUACCUCGAAGACGCGUCGGAGAUCAUGGCCAAGCUGGACGGCGAGAAGGCGAAGAACCUGACGAUUGCGAUGCGCGAGCAGGCCUUUGGAAUCAGGCAGGGGAUCGAGAAGGACGCCAUCGUGCACCGGCCUGGGUUCGGAGACAUCUUCGCAUAUGAAGUGGACGGCUAUGGCGGGGCGAAUAUGAUGGAUGAUGCCAACGUGCCGUCGCUGUUGGCGAUGCCGCUUUGGAACUUCACCAAGUCCAAGUUCAAGCUGCCUAGUCCGGCGAAGGGCGAGAAGGAGAGGGACUACUCCAAGAUUUACCAGAACACGCGGAAAUUCGUGCUCAGCGACGCCAACUCGUAUUUCAUGCGCGGACCCGUCAUCUCAGCCGUGGGAGGACCGCACGUCGGUCCCGGCAAGGCCUGGCCCAUGGCCGCGGUGAUCGCAGCUAUCACGGCCUACGACCCGAUCUCCGGCGUCAAGGAUGUUGAGAAGGAGGUCGAGGAGCAGGUGUCGAUGGUGUUGGACUCGACGGCGGGUACGGGAGUUCUGCAUGAGAGCGUCAACAGCUGGGACGAGAAGGACUGGACCAGAGCAUGGUUCGGAUGGGCGAACGGAGGAUUCGGAGAGUUGAUCUUGAAGAUGGAAGAGCAAGUGAAGAAGGCCGAUGGAAGCGGCCUGCUUAGCAAGAGUUGGCAGGGAGAGCCUGCAGCUGCUCCUCCGCCAGCAUCGCCAGCCUCAGCGGCAAGGUAG